AUGUCUCUUGCACUUGCAAAAGACUUGGGAUUCAAGGAAUUCAAAAGCCCCAAGAUAAGAGUCGAGUUCGCGGACCUAUCGUGCAUGGAACCUUAUGGAAUGCUUGAAGAUGUCAUGAUGGAAAUAGGGGGUCGAUUAGUCCCAACUGACUUUCAAGUCAUGAUUUGGGAAGGCUCAAAGAGGAAUCAACUGAUUCUUGGAACCCCAUUCCUUGCUACAGCUGGAGCGGUCCUAAACUACUUUGGGAAUCAUCUAUCUUUUGGCCACAUCCGGCAAGAUAUCUUUUUCCCAAGUGUAAAUUUCAGGUCAGUGCCAAGUGCGACCAAGCUACCACCAGAAGAAGCCACUCUCAUGCCUAAGAAAGAAGCUAUGCUGCAUGGAGAAAGAAGAGAGAGUGAGCGCUACCCAAAACCAAAGGAGAAGAAGAAAACAUUGGAGCCGAGGCAUGAAAAUGUCUUUAAGGAAAUCAACUCCAUCUCACUUCCAACCUUUGAUGAAUAUGGAGCUGAAGAGGAGACUAAUGGUGCACCUAAUCUCUUUCACAAGAUAAGAAUCUUUACACCAAAAGAUUCGGAGCUUAAAGGUGACCAAUCCAUUGAAGAGAAGCUUGAGAGAACUAUGAAGCUUUUCCCCAAGGCAUUGGUUUUCAAAGAUGAUGUGAGAGAUGACUAUGGCGUGCCAACACCACCACAAGAGCCACUGAACCGGAGAAUGGAGAAGCUAAAGGGAUCCUUUGCCCUUCAGCCACUCUUCACCACGAUUGAAAGAAAGAAAAGGAGUCAAGCUAAAUGA
Molecule: messenger RNA, 792 nt
Organism: Microthlaspi erraticum
Lineage: Eukaryota; Viridiplantae; Streptophyta; Magnoliopsida; Brassicales; Brassicaceae
Source: the annotation of a GenBank genome assembly